GGAAGGAAGAGAUUGCAGUGCCGGUGUGAGACGCAAAGUGCUUCUGGAUUGUUUGCCUGCUUGUGUGUGCGACUGCAGCGAGUCGUGAAGCCAGCGUAAGGAGGUGGUCAUAGUGAACUUAAAAACACAGGUUUAUACGUAUCUUCUCACGGCGUUAACAGAUCAUAUUAGAAAAGAAUUUCUUCAGAGAUUUGAAUGGACACAGUGAGCAGAACUUUCUAGUAGUCAUGCUUCAUUUUUGUUCAGGAGAAAUUCAAGUGAACAGCUCUCCCGUUGAUCACAGAAUGCCAGUGAAGAAGAAAAGAAAGUCAUCAGGUUCUGAAGAUACAGGUUUUCGAAAAUGCAAGAUUGCCAGCUUCUGCAGGACACAAGCACCUGCCCGGCUAAUAAAUUCAGAAGACAAUUUUUCAAGCAAGCGUUGCCUGUCAUGGUUUUAUGAAUAUGCAGGCUCAGAUGAAGUUGUGGGUCCAGAGGGCAUGGAAAAAUUUUGUGAAGAUAUAGGCGUGGAACCUGAAAAUAUUAUUAUGUUAGUUUUAGCUUGGAAAUUAGAAGCUCCCAACAUGGGAUUUUUCACGAAGGAAGAAUGGCUAAAGGGAAUGACCUUGUUACAAUGUGACUGCACGGAAAGAUUGCGGGGUAAAUUAGAUUAUUUACGAUCACAGCUAAAUGACACUGCAACUUUCAAAAAUAUCUACAGAUAUGCCUUUGAUUUUGCAAGGGAUAAAGACCAGCGCAGCCUGGAUAUUGACACAGCUAAGUCCAUGCUGGCUUUAUUAUUAGGAAGGACGUGGCCUCUUUUUUCAGUAUUUCACCAGUUUUUGGAGCAAUCCAAGUAUAAAGUAAUGAACAAGGAUCAGUGGUACAACGUCUUAGAGUUCAGCCGAACAGUUCAUUCAGAUCUUAGCAAUUAUGAUGAAGAUGGUGCCUGGCCUGUUCUUUUAGAUGAAUUUGUGGAGUGGCAAAAAGCUCGUUUAACAUUAUAGCAAACAUUGAGCACUUGAAUGGACUUUGUUUCAGUACUGUUCACACAAGUUCAAGGACAGAUGUUAGUCCAUGAGUCAUGGAUACAAUUUGAAAAAGACUCUUUGGUAUUAAUUUAAAAAGAAAAAGUGGCGAUAUUUUUUUUUUUAAUCUUCAUUAUGUUUCUUUUUGUUCCAUUUUCUGUUGGGAUAAUGAUGACGAAUGAAGGUUUUUUUUUUUAUGUUAAAAAAAAGAAAUCUGUUUAUAGUAUGUUUUCAAGUAAAUAAAAUUUCAUUGUUCAAAGUUGAGCUUUAUUUUAACAAGAUUUUGUAACACUGAAACUGUAGUGCUUGGAAUUUGGAGUACUGAAUAAAAAUGAAAUAUAAUGCCUGCUAGUUAAGUAGGCACACUCUACAUAAAUAAUCACAUAGAAGCAUUACCAGCAUCAAGUUAUUUAUCCCUCAUUCCAGUUUUAGGAUAAUUUGAGCCCCCUUAUUUUUUUAAUACA
Molecule: messenger RNA, 1468 nt
Organism: Polypterus senegalus (gray bichir)
Lineage: Eukaryota; Metazoa; Chordata; Cladistia; Polypteriformes; Polypteridae
Gene: dcun1d5
Product: DCN1, defective in cullin neddylation 1, domain containing 5 (S. cerevisiae)
Exons: 10
Coding region: 228-983 (251 amino acids)
Biological process (GO): positive regulation of ubiquitin-protein transferase activity; protein neddylation
Cellular component (GO): ubiquitin ligase complex
Molecular function (GO): ubiquitin conjugating enzyme binding; ubiquitin-like protein binding; cullin family protein binding
Source: RefSeq, a predicted model, not a curated record